Fusarium graminearum PH-1 is the source of this 1785-nucleotide messenger RNA. RefSeq lists its product as uncharacterized. Gene Ontology annotation, cellular component: fungal-type vacuole membrane. The record is from RefSeq and is a predicted model, not a curated record. The transcript is spliced from 2 exons. The coding region runs from base 137 to 1540 and encodes 467 amino acids. Gene Ontology annotation, biological process: transmembrane transport. Gene Ontology annotation, molecular function: transmembrane transporter activity. NCBI's taxonomy places the organism in Eukaryota, Fungi, Ascomycota, Sordariomycetes, Hypocreales, Nectriaceae.
ACUUCUGCUAUUUCAUCUAUUUGUUUGUACAUACCCCGGGCUUCACAAAGCCAUUCUCCCUCCCAAACUCCCUCACCCAGCUGCUCGCGUCCAGAGCAGUCCUUCCCUAUCCUCCCUUCCCUUUAUACCCCUCACAAUGGCCGGAUGGAAAUCCGCUAGAGGCCUUCUCUCUUCCAUUGGCGCCGAUACCCUAUGGAAGUCCAGCCGGGACCUGAAGAUCCUGAUACUACUGCGCUUUAUCCGUUUGUUAGGCUAUGGUGGCACCACCCUUAUCCUGGCGCUAUAUCUCAAUGCGCUGGGCUUUCAAGAUAACCAGAUUGGACUUUUCAUGACGUUGACUCUUGUGGGAGAUCUUGCUAUUAGCUUUGUCCUCACUUGGGUCGGUGAUCGUGUUGGUGUCCGGUGGACUGCUGCUGUGGGCGCAUUGCUGAUGUGUGUUGGUGGCGUUGCGUUUGCGUAUUUGGAGAAUUUCUGGCUGUUGUUGCUUGCGAGCAUUAUAGCAGUCAUCAAUCCGAGCGCCAACGAAAUUGAUCCCUUCAAAGCAAUCGAGGAAUCAGCAAUCGCUCGUCUGAGCACGUCUCACACAUGCAACGAAAUGUUUGCCUGGUGGUCCAUGCUAGGCAUGUUUGGCACCGCCGCAAGCAACCUCCUCACCGGUUGGGUCAUCAACGCCCUGGAAGAUGCGGGUCUGGAAAAGGUCUCGUGUCACCGCGUGGUGUUUCUCGCUUAUGCUGCCAUUGGACUUGUCAAGUUGAUAUGCUCUUUGUUUCUGAGCGCAGACGUUGAGCAGAUCGUUGAACAGAAGGAACAUUGUCCUACUCCGCCUUCCGGGUUUCAUCCUGUAGAGAGUGACGAGGAGGAAGAUGCGCCGCUUUUGACGGAGAAUAUCCCCAAUUAUGGUGGUGUUGUCAGUGAUUUGGAUAAUCCUGAAUCGCAGGCAAAGGUUGUUGCUGAUGUGCAGGAGAAACGUCUCUUUACCCCCGAGUCUUUCGAUUUUAUGUGGAAGCUUUCCAUCGCCAUGGGCCUGGAUUUCGUUGGUUCUGGUCUUGCGCAGAUUUCUUGGAUGAUUUAUUUCUUCAAGCGCGAGUAUGACAUGCCUGAAGGUGCUCUGGGAUCUGCAACCUUUAUAGCUGGUAUCAUCUCGUCGGUUCUCAACCUCGCUUCCUCCCCUCUUUCACGCGCCAUCGGUCAAGUCCAAACCAUGGUUCUUUGCCACACUAUCAAUUCUGCAUCACUGCUGAUGGUCAGCGUCCCCGGCAAUAAAUACGUCGCGCUCGCUAUUUUUAUCUUCCGCAUCGUCACUCGAGAAAUCGAUAAUGCACCUCGCCAGGCAUUUAUAUCCGCUGGUGUUUUGGACCAUGAACGCACUUCGGCCAUGGGUGUUGUUAAUAUCGUCAAGACGAUAGGAAGUUGUCUGGGAUUAUACGUCACUGGGUUGUUUGCUGGGCUGGACCAGUUUUGGCUUGCGUUUAUUGUUGCGGGUGCUUCGAAGCUAUCAUAUAAUGUCUUGAUUCUUGUGUUUUUCUGGAAGAGGCGUUGAAAAGUCUGUCUUUUAUGAUGAAAAUGUUUGGUCUGUCUUGGUUGGGGGUUUCUCCGGUGGUUUGGUUCGAGUGAGUUGGUUUAGCAUUGGAUAUGAUUGAUUAAAGGUUGUGGUUUGGGGUUGUGCUCGUUCUUAUUUCAGGUCUUGAGUGGUUUGCUUGUUUGCCAAGAGCUUGGCUGACAUUCCUUGAAGUAUUACAUUUUGGAGAGCAUAAUGUGUGGCGCGAGUAGUAGUACUAUGAGAUC